Durusdinium trenchii is the source of this 357-nucleotide messenger RNA. The record is from the annotation of a GenBank genome assembly. Lineage: Eukaryota; Dinophyceae; Suessiales; Symbiodiniaceae.
AUGUUUCGGGUCUUUGAGGUGUGCAUCGAAAUCAACAACAUCCUGGACCGGGACACGCUCCUUUUAACUGAUGCAAUGCUUAAGGCAAUUCAUCUACCGUUUGGUACUGAUCGCGACCAGGUGAUCAUGGCAUUACAAGCCAUUGAACGCAGGCUGAGCGCGUAUGAUGACAAGCAAAAACUGUUGGGCAACCCAGUGACUGCCAACUUGCGAAAUGGUUGGAUAGCAUCCUUGCUGGUGGCAGGCUUUAGCUGGGGAUCUCGCUUCAUGGCACCGGUAUUGUCUCACUUAGACAUUGAUCGCCUCCAGCAGAUGCUGCUGGAUGGACAGAGUAAAGGGAAGACCAAUCUUGAGUGA